AUGUUCAAAUACAUCACUUUCGCCGCUCUCUUCGUCUUCGCCACCGCCGCUCCUGGCUUCAUCGCACAACCGGUUGUAGCCAAAGUUGGCACCGUUGUGCAUAGCGCUCCAACUGCCGUCUCCCACCAGAGCAUCACCCAAGUGCACAGCAAUGCCCAUAUUGUAACACCCGUUGUGAAGACCGUGGCUCCGAUGGUUCCAGUAGUCAAAACUAUUGCCCCUGUUGUACCAGUGUUGAAGACCUAUUCCGCACCGGUGGUGCAUGCCGCUCCAGUUGUACCUGUUGUGAAGACAUACUCCGCUCCAGUGGUCCACCACGUUCCCGUUGUAAAGUCUGUCGUCGCUCCCGUUGUGCCAGUCGUCCAUGCUGCACCUGUUGUAAAAGCUGUGGUUGCUGCUCCGGUUGCCCACUUUGUUCAUCACUGA
This is a messenger RNA of Rhagoletis pomonella (apple maggot), 426 nucleotides long. Its product is annotated as A-kinase anchor protein 14-like. Bases 1 to 426 code for a protein of 141 amino acids. The record is from RefSeq and is a predicted model, not a curated record. The transcript has 2 exons. NCBI's taxonomy places the organism in Eukaryota, Metazoa, Arthropoda, Insecta, Diptera, Tephritidae.